GAGUAGAUGCUGCUGCAAAACUGCAGCUCCGGGAGAUGACAGAACCGACGGUCUUCCCUACCGAUCAAGAGACCAAGCAGCCUGCGCUGCACAUUUGAAUAUGACAUAAUGUGCUAGAACGGACACACUACAACAUUUAAAAACCUCUGAUCUGAAGUUCGUCCACUCUGUGACAUUGUAAGGUCUCGGGGUGCCUGUGUGUGAGUGACCAUAUGUGAGUGUGUGUGUGUGUGUGUGUGUGUGUCAGCGUCAGCAGCAGUCGUGAUGGCGUCGGUGAGCGUGACGUUGGAGAACCAGCUCCACAGCGCUCAGAAGAACCUGCUGUUCCUCCAACAGGACCACGCCAACACUCUCAAAGGCCUGCACGCUGAGAUACGCCGCCUACAGCAGCACUGCUCUGACCUGACAUAUGAGCUGACAGUGAAGAGCUCAGAUCCAACUGACAGCAGCGAGGCGCGAUGCCGCGCUCUGCAUGCGCGCUGCGAGGAGCUGGAGGCGCAGCUGAAGGAGAAGGAGGAGGAGAACUGCGAGCUGCUGCGCGAGCUGGAGCAGAAGACGGCCAUGAUCUCGGUGCUGGAGGAGACGCUGCGCGAGCGCGAGAAGAAGUACCUGGACGAGCUCAAGCUCAAGAGCCAGCGGCUGGCCGUGCUGUCGGGCGAGCUGGAGCAGCGGGCCAGCACCAUCGCCUACCUCACCUCGCAGCUGCACGCCACCAAGCGCCGCCUGCUGGCCGGGGGCACGCCGUCCGCCGAGGGCGCUAACGUCGCCGCUAACGUAGCCGCUAACGCCGCCGCGGUCGCUCCGGGAGGAGGGGGGGCCAGCGUCCCCCCGAGCCCCUCCUCCUCGUCCUCCUCCCCGGCCUAUCGGCCGGCGCCGCCGUCCCAGCCGCAGCCCCCGGACACGCCCACGCGCCGGCGCAUGCGCAAGAGCCUGUCGCAGCCGCUGCACGCCGAGUGGGCCGAGCUGUACCGGCAGGGCGCGGGGCCCGAGGGCCGCAGGCUGGUGCUGCGGGAGGCGCUGGAGGCCAUGCCCGACCCCGCGCCCUUCCUGCAGCCGCGCGGCGCCGCCGCCGCCGUCGCCGAGCCCCCCUCCCUGCACCGGAGCCGGCCCGCCGUCAUCCCCCCCAUCGCCUCCGGCGAGCGCGGCGGCAGCAGCGAGCCCAGCGGGGCGGAGUCGGGCUCGGCCGCCACGCCCACGGGCGGCACUCCCACCCGCCUGCCCGCCGUGCCCUCCGCCGCCGCCUUCAGCCCCCGGGGCAGCCCUGCCCGCCACCAGAGGGCUCACGGCGGUGCCAGUGGUGGUGGUGGUGCCCAUGUCGGGGUGGCGCACCGUAUUGCCCACUCCCCCCAGCCAGGCUCCCCCGGUGGUGGCAGUGGUGGCAGUGCCCAGCCGCACCCCCCCUCGCGCCCCGUCCACGCCGAGCUGCAGACGCUGGCGGUAGACCAGGUCAACGGCGGUGCCAAGGUGGUGCGCAAGCGCUCGGGCACGGACAGAACUGUGUAACGCUCGCUCGCUCUCUCUCUCUCUCUCUCUCUCUCUCUCUCUCUCUCUCUCUCUCUCUCUCUCUCUCUCUCUCUCUCUCUCGCUCUGUCACCCACUCUCGUUCUCUCUCGUAGACAUCACUCACUCAUUCACUGACUCACACAAAUACACUCUCUGCCACACACACACACACACACACACACACACACACACACACACAUAUUCGCAUUCGCACACGCUCUUAUUCAGCUCUCAUCCUAGUGCUGCUUCAUCGUGCCUUCUCCACCUUUGAACUGAUGGUCUGAGGGACAGGAUGGUCAAAGUCCAGCUGUCCAUCUCUCUGUUGACCCUCCCCAGCCAGCUCUGCAUUAGAUACAUGUAGAAGUAGAAACAUCGCUAACAUCAACCCAGGACCCAUGUAACGAACACACACACACUCAUACACACAACCCCACUGCACUCAGAGAGAGGCACAGAAUGGAGAGAGGGAGGAAGAAAAGACUGAUAAUCACAGAGUGGGGGAAGAAGUGAGUGAUAGAGUGGCGGCUGAGAGAGAGAGAAAGAGAGAGAGAAGAAAGAUGAAGUGUGUGUGGACAAGAGAAGAGAAGACGAAGAGACGUCUACGGAACAACAAGCUGCUUUUGAUGCAACCCUGCAAGGAAGUAAACGACAACAAAACAAGCAACUAGAUAAAUAAAUAAAAUGAAAUAAAAUAAAAUGAGACUGUGAGAAGUGGGGAAAAUGAAGACAGAUUAUUCACGCUCAUCUUUAAGAAUCUGCUGUUCUUCUGUUCUGUCCAUCAUAGAAAGGUCCAUCUGUAUGCAUGCCAAACUAGCCGCUUUGCUUUCUGAUGCGCUAGGCCUGCUGAGCAGCCAGACUGAACAGGACGCCUCAUGUCUUUAUUACUGCUCACUUAUUUAACCUCUUCUGUUCAUGUUUACAGUGUAUGUCACUUUUCUGUCAUCAAGGUGCGCGCACACACAUACACACACACACACUCACACACACAGAGACAGACAGACACACACACACACACACACACAGAAACACUCUGCUCUCUCUGCCAAACGUAUCAUUGCCUGCAGUUCACCAUAUAUCCACACAUACGUAUGUAGCCUAUUUACUAUAUAACAGCUAUAACAUUGCCCACUUAGCAGCCGACUCCAAAACGCGUAUGGCCCGUGUCUGACUCAGGAUCGCCCACUACUGUCAGGUCGGUGUAACAGCUCUCCUCCUCUCCAUCAGCUCAUACUGGAGUGGGAUGUCGUAACUCAACCUGUUGUCAGGUCUUGUCGGUCAGAAACAUCCUCGUCCAGUUACUGAACACUCACACAGCUCUCCGUGUGGGGCAGUCUGUGAUUGGUCCUCUGGUAGUUGUACAAGCCUCGCCUUCUGUCCUUCUUUCUGUCAGAUACUCGUCUUUCAGAGACGCUGGAACACAGUUGGCUCUUCUUGUGUUUCUGCGCACAUAGAGAUUGGUACACUAGCAGACAAACUCCUAACCUGCUCUGUCUUUCAGGAAGAGUGGCAGGAACACAUAGAUUGGUCUUCUCACCCAGACAAACUCACAACUCAGUCUUUCAGGAACAUAUCCUAGAACCUUGCAGCUUUGCUGUCUGCGUAGGCGGCAUCAACAGGUCCUCCGCCAGACCAAACUCAUGCCACGCGUACUGUACUGUAGUUGUUGGCGUAGUGUGGUGGUCUGCGCUGCGUAGAGGGCGUAGAUCGCCCAGGCCUGUGGUAGACGGACGCGAGGCGCAUUACUGUGUAGUGAAGCACUGUUUGGUCCUCCAUCACAUAGGGUGCCUCUCAUUCGUCUUUUUAUCUAUCCUCCCUUCCUUCCUCGGUCCUCGUUCCAGCUGAUCUGCAUAAAGAAUGAUGGGGCGGCAACAAUGGGAUAGUCUAUCCAGUGUUAGUUAUAGAUCAGUGGGAACGAGCCUGGAGGACCGAGCAUCGAGGAGGGAUGUUGAGAGGCACCCAUAGACUCACGCACUGUGCAGGAGGCCUCCGCCUCGUCUAAACACAAACACAAACACAAACAAAAACAAACAAUAGUAAAGCUAAUAAUUAAAAGCAUUUCUUGGGGGUGACAGACUCCUUGUGGUUCUUUGAUCUUUAACCGAUAUAAACUGAUAACUCUAUAUAAUAAGCAUUUUGUGUAUUUGAAAAUCUUUGUAUUUUUUAUUUAUCAUGUGCAAACAUUUUAUUUAAGACCGAAUGUAAAGUAAAUAUAAAAGCUAAAGGAACGGAA
This is a messenger RNA of Sardina pilchardus (European sardine), 3733 nucleotides long. RefSeq names its product coiled-coil domain containing 92 (gene ccdc92). The record is from RefSeq and is a predicted model, not a curated record. NCBI's taxonomy places the organism in Eukaryota, Metazoa, Chordata, Actinopteri, Clupeiformes, Clupeidae. The transcript is spliced from 5 exons. The coding region runs from base 265 to 1503 and encodes 412 amino acids.